Molecule: messenger RNA, 975 nt
Organism: Seriola dumerili (greater amberjack)
Lineage: Eukaryota; Metazoa; Chordata; Actinopteri; Carangiformes; Carangidae
Product: olfactory receptor 24-like
Exons: 1
Coding region: 1-975 (324 amino acids)
Biological process (GO): G protein-coupled receptor signaling pathway
Cellular component (GO): membrane
Molecular function (GO): G protein-coupled receptor activity
Source: RefSeq, a predicted model, not a curated record
AUGAUGGACACAAAUCAGUCUCAGAUGAACAUCACUGUUGGGCUGCAAUAUCAGGGAUUACUGGGAAUAGUGUUGUUUUUCAUUCAGACAGCAGUUCCAUCCUGUAUCUUUCUCUUCAUUAAUGGGACGUUGUUAUUCACCUUGAGGAGUAAACCAGUGUUUCGUGAGACCUCUCGGUACAUUCUACUGUAUAACCUCCUUUUUGCAGACACUGUAUUGCUAACAAACAGUCAGUUACUGUACAUAAUCGCUGCUUGUAGAAUAAGACUCACAUAUCCUGUGUGUGGUGCUGCACUCAUGCUCAGCCAUCUUACGACUGUUAUUUCUCCUCUCACACUGGUGGUGAUGUCUCUGGAGAGAUAUGCAGCCGUGUGCUACCCACUGAGGCAUGCUACCAUUAUUACCAUCAAAAACACAGGGGUGGCUAUCAUUGUGGUUUGGGCCUUCAGUUCACUAAGUGUUAUCGUUCGAGUUUUUCUAAUAUUAAGCUUUCCAUUUGCAGAGCUGGAGAACCUGCAGAUGAAAGACUUUUGUGGAAAAGAAAGCAUAUUACUUGAUCCAAGGUCUGAUAUUUAUGAAAAAACAUUCACUUAUUUUCUGUUUGCUUCAGCUGGUGUGACAGUCACUUGGUCCUAUAUCGGUGUAAUGUUAGCAGCCAGGUCAGCCUCUACAGACAAAGCUUCAGCCAAAAAGGCUCGUAACACGCUGCUGCUGCAUCUGGUGCAGCUGGGCCUUAGUAUCUCAUCGACUAUACACAACCCAUUGCUCUUCUCUAUUCCCAAAAGCCUAGAUAGGGUCACAACUGUACGUAUCCAGAUAGUUAUUUAUCUGUGUAUUAUCAUCCUGCCUAGAUGCCUGAGUGGCCUCAUAUAUGGUCUCAGAGAUCAGACCAUCAGACCUGUCUUCAUGCAUCUCUGCUGUCAGUGGAAACGCUCACCUUCUCUUUCAGAUGUCCCAACCAAGGAUAAAGUUUAA